CAACACAAGUCAGUGUUGAUCCGAACAGCGAAGGGUUUACGCGCCAACUGAGCUGACAGAUCUCGCGAUAGAAUUCGAUUCGAAUUUCGAACGCGACACUUGAAGACUUGUUUCUUUUAAAAUAUUGCUCUGCAAUAAUUUUUUAUUCUGUUUUUAACUAUCGAUUGCAUUUCUGUACGAAAAUAUUUUUACGUUUUAUUUUUUAAUUGUUUUUUUUGUUGUGUUGUGGUUUUUUUUGUGCUUUUUAAAAUGUUUUGGACCGGGCUGGCUGCGUAGUAAGAAGGAAUAUAUUUUUCGGCAGUAUCAGAGCAACGUGCGCCCGAGCCAGCUGAGAUGCAGGCCCGCCAAAGCCUCUUAUGGCAUUUACUUAUCGACCUACCCAUAUUAUUGCUCGUGGCAGCAGUGUGCAUCCUAUUAGAAGUAGGAGCGUUACCAAGCAGACGAAGCGGGUUCCGAUGCAAUGAUCCGGACCUCUCUUUCCCACACACAGGAGACACUAUAUCUAUCUCUCUCAUCGCAGUUAUCACUGUCAUCGUCCCGUAUCUAAUUUUGUGGGGUAUUGAAACGAUCCUGCACAGAGACGAUGAGUAUACUAUCAAGAAAAACAAACUACUGGCAAGUGCUCGUACCGCGGCUUUCAUAUACCGGGACUAUAUUUACGGAGCAGUGGUCAAUUUAAUGGUACUCGAGGUGGUCAAAUGUGUGGUAGGCUCGCCACGACCCACAUUCUUCGAUUUAUGCGAGCCGGAUAAAGCUAGAACGUGUAAUGGGUCAGAGUAUGUUAGCAGUUACACCUGCACGUCUGCGAGAUACUCCCGGUACCUACAAAUUGACUCCAUCAGAAGCUUCCCUUCUGGACAUACGUCCUUGUCCGUAUACUGUGGAUUAUUCUUAGCGUGGUAUCUCCAAAGACGAGCAUUCAGCUGGCACAAUCGAACAGUCCUGUUGGUACCACUCGUCCAGAUCCUCUGUAUCAUAUAUGCGGUGGUGUGUCCACUCACAAGAAUCACUGAUCACCGACAUCACUGGUGGGACGUGCUAGCUGGUGCAAUUGUGGGAAUGUUCAGUGUCGUAUACACGGUCCUAGUUCUUUGCAAGAACUUCUCCCAGCCAGCUGUUGUCAGCACGAGUGAUAUAUCCAGCAGUGAUGGUAACAACCACCAGUCAGUACGAAGAUUGCUCUCCAGUCAGCCAAGGGUUGUGGUCCCUUAGCCGCAGGCUGUGUAAGGUCUGGACAGGCCUUCAAAACAUGGACAAUAUGUAGAAAAAUAUUGGAUACUGUUAGUGAUGUUGAGUCAGUUGAAGAUCUGGUGGUUAGUUAAUGUGAUUGUGAUGACGCGAAGGUCAAGUUGAUUACGGGAUAAGAUACAUUUGAAUUGUGAUUGGUUUGAUAAAAAUUAUGUAUUUUUGAGGUUAGACGUUUUCAAAUAUUUUUAUGAUCUAAUAAUCUUUAGAGAUACUAUUCUAUACUAAACGUAGAAAAAUUAGAUUGCUCAAAGUCGUUGAAUCAUUCUUACGUAGGUAUUUAAAUUUUUAAUAAUAGUAAUAAUUUGUAUUAUCUAUAAAUAUUAGCCAGAAUAAAUAAGUACCUACGUGUGCUUUUAGUAAAAAAAAAAAUACAAUAAAUUUUCACUUAUUUCGUAAAUAAUGGCCGACUUUCAUAAAUAAUUAUAAAGAUUAUUUAUAUUAAAUAGGCGUUUUAAUCAUAUCGCCAUUAUAUGUGUAAAUAAUUAGAAAUUAAUGCAUUACUUUGUCUUGUCUUAGUAGAACUGAUUUAAAAGAACUAAAAAAACAUAAGACAUAAUUAAUACAUAUUUCGUAUAAAAAGUUAUACUUAAUAUGUGUUUACAUUUUAUAUUCAUAACAAAUGACAUUUAAAACUGACAAUUAAAUUAAUUAUUUUUCAUUUAAGUAUAUGUUUCUGUGGGUCCACUACGAUGUAAUAAAAAUACUCAUUUAAACAUUUGCCGUAUAAUCAGUAAUCCUGUUUUAAAAAUCUUUUUCUUUUUUAAUCAAUGAAUGUCAUGUACAAAAUAAACUUUAUAAUUUUAUAAAAUAAAAAUUAUGAAAGAAAUUAAGAAGCUGAAUAAUAAAAAAAAAAAACGUUACUUAUAAAAUUAAUAUAAAUAGUUGUAAGCAACAAACGACAAGCGGUAACGUUUGGCGCCAAAUAUUUUUUUUUUAAUACUAUCUGUGGUUAAGUUUUGAUCACAGUCGGAAUAAUAAUUCCCAGUGACAAAUUUCGUACGAGAUGAUGCAAUGUUAAUGAACAUUAAUAUACAUUUUAUGUUCUAUUUAUGAUUUAAAUUAGGGGCUUACAAAUUUAUAAGAGAAAUUAGUAGUUGACAUUUAUCGAUUGUUGUAAAUUUAUAACUUUUUAAUAUAAAAUAAUUUGAUUAAUAUGAUGAAUAUAAUUACUAAGUUAUUUAUUACCAAACGAAAGUAUUUAAUGUGUAGUACCUGCUCUAGUCGUAAGAUAUUAAAAUAUUUUUUAUUUUGCUAUAAACAUUAAUAGUAACUUAAUUCCAUAACCCACCUUCAUAGAUUUUUAAUUAAGGGGCAAAAAGUUGGUUCUAAUACAGCUUGCUUACCUAAUAUUAUAUAAUGUCACAUAUUUUAAGAAAAGACAAGGAUUGUUCGAUAUAUAUAAAUACACUGUAACUUGACAAAUAAAUUAUGGAUUUAAAAGUAACAUGUUAACCGAGAUUACUACACUGAUAUUGUGUUUUUAUUUUUUUAUAUUGUUUUUUUUUUGACAUGGGUAACAUUUAAACAGUAUAAGGAUAGCAAAUAAAAAUGUAUAGCAUCUCCUUGUAGUACACUCAAUAAAUUAUGCCAUUUUUGACACGGAAUUAAUCUGUGCCAAUAAUACUGUAAAUAUAACGCAAACAAUGAAUUUCACUGCUAUAUUCUGUCUAUCAACUAUCAGUGUAAUAUUGAUUUUAUAAAGGUUUAAAAUAUAAAAACUUUUUGGUUCGAAUAAUAUCAAAUGCGCGCAUACCUUAAUAAUAUUAGAGUAAUAUUACCUACUUAUGUCUUUUGUAAAUUAUUCUUCGGAACAUUCCUUUGCAUUUAGUGUGUAUUUUAUAUUGUAAAUAUUAUAAAGUAGUGCGUGUCUGUAUGUGUGUAUAUUGAUUUCAAUAAAUGUCUAGAUCAAAUUA
Molecule: messenger RNA, 3161 nt
Organism: Vanessa tameamea
Lineage: Eukaryota; Metazoa; Arthropoda; Insecta; Lepidoptera; Nymphalidae
Product: phospholipid phosphatase 2-like
Exons: 8
Coding region: 334-1212 (292 amino acids)
Biological process (GO): phospholipid dephosphorylation; phospholipid metabolic process; signal transduction
Cellular component (GO): plasma membrane
Molecular function (GO): phosphatidate phosphatase activity
Source: RefSeq, a predicted model, not a curated record